CCAACCGACUGGAAGUAUAAUCCUCCCUUUUGAUUUAGCCAUGUACUUGCUGGUGGUUAUUGCAACGUGGUUGAUCGUGACAUCCGAUGGUUACACAUUUCAAAAACCAGUUAGGCCAGCCGUCGUGCAUUACCCUAUGGCUUCACAUCCUCAUUUGAAUACCGGUGGACAUCAAUCCUGGGUUUCCAGCGGUGUCAACGCACAUCCCGUGGCUGGAACACGUCGUCAAUACACGCCAAGACAACCAACUCAUCAAACACCAGGUGCCAGAUCUUAUUUUCCGAAGCCGUCGUACGUUCCAGUCCCGACGAGCGUCCCACAAGCCCAGCAUGGAACUCAAGGAACCAUCAACGCCAAACUUCCUUUUGCACCUAAAAUCAGUUCCAUGAUCAAAUCAAUGCCAUCGAAACAACAUGAAAAACCUGCAGCCGCUACGUCCUAUCCGGCCGGUCCAGCAACAGAAAGCCGUGUCCCGGUAUAUAGUCCAGCAUACAACCCAGCGCUAAAACCCGUUCCAGCAAAGGCAUCAAAUGGACCGAGUACAAGCAGUUUGAUUACAACUGUGCCACCACAGCGAUGGAUCCCUUCAUAUGGCGUUGGUAAUACUAAGACAGCCAGAUACCCACCCUACCCAACUGGGUCUUCAGCGGCUGCCGGAGGUUAUCAAGAACAACGGGCAAAACAACCGACUGGGCAUGUAUCCUCCAUGAAAAAUGAAAAACAAGUGUCCAAUGAAGGUGCACUCGACAUGCCGUUACAAACUGCUGUCUUGAUUACGAGAAAACCCAUCCAGGAAGUAAAGGUAAAAACAAAGGACCAAACCCCAGACGUUCCAGCAAUCCUUUCGGAAAUGCAUCCAAAUGUAGCCAACGAUUAUCCGACCCAAACGUUUCGACCUGUGACUGAAACCGUACCAACAAAUCCUAGCAUGUUGCCAACACCAGACGCUCCUAGUUAUCAGAAUCCUUCAGCUCACGUUCCACUUACUUUAUCCGACAACUUGCCUUCAACAUCCGUAACCAACAGCUAUCAGGAAGACGUACCCCAUUUGGCCCUGGAAGAUAAAAGCCUCCCAAUUCAAAUGGAUGCAGUUCAUCAACUUCCUGUAGUACCGACUGAAGUAAAUGCAGUUCACGCUGCGCAAUCUGUUAAUUCGGAAUCUAAUGACGAGUAUGUCUCACAAUCGGUUAACCCAACAACUGACAGUGCCACUGUAAUGAGCGAUGGCAGCUUUGCUGGAGAAAGUCAAGAGGCUAUCUACAAGGCAAACGAUCAACAAUUGAUUCCCGAAGUCCCCCUACAAUCUGCUUACACAACGUCCACUAACUUGCAAUCAAUCGAGGAGAUUGCACCGCAAGUCGCACAAACAAAUGAGGCAAUAAUAUCCGAGCCCAGUUAUUCGCUACAAGAUGCUCAACAACGGCCCGUCGAAGAGCCUUCAACAUCUCACGCAGCUCCAGUGCCUCCCUUCGAUGAUUCUGUAAUUCCUAAGUACGUUUUGGGACCAUAUCCAUCGUUGGUUUUGCCCGAACCUCCAUUGGAAUUGGCUAGCUCAGCUUACGGUGUUGCGCAACUUGGUGUAGAAGAAGCUCAGCCGAUUCUAGCGUCACAACAAUCUGUUGGAAGUUACGGUGUUCCAGCAGUUCGGUUGGACAACACAGACCAUUUCGCGUUACAACAACAAUGGGGUUACUACUCCGCUGAACCUUUUCAAUCGACCUCUUCUAAUACCCUAUCCUCUACCCUGGGAGGCAGCUACCAACAACCAACACAUCCAGCCAAUCAUCCGCAAUCGUCUUAUGGUUUUCAACAACCGCGUACAACUCCGCAUGAAGGUGGCUUUCCAUCUAGCCAGCAAUCAACCACCGGAUCCAACAAUCAUUAUCAAACAUCACAUCAAACUGUGACCGUCGAGGAUUUGAAUCAUUUUCAAGCAGCUGCUAAUCGAUGGAGCUCAUCAAAUGGUGGGAAUGUUUUAGGCCGGCAUCAUUCUGCAAUCAGCGACAAGGUCCCUGUUGCCAUCCUGAGGUCCGAGAAUGUACUCAACGAAGACGGAAGCUUUUCCUACAAUUACGAAACGGAAAAUGGGAUCAAAGUGGAAGCCAGUGGGCACCAAAAGGAAAUCGGAGCUGAUCCGGAAGGUAGGGGCUCUGUUGCAAAGGGAUCAUAUUCCUACACCGCUCCGGAUGGCGUGAAAAUUUCAGUCAGUUGGGUAGCUGAUGAGAAUGGCUUCCAGCCAACUGGGGACCACAUCCCUACACCACCUUCGUUUCCUAUUCAUCACGUGAUUGCGCACCUUUCGGCAAGUGAGAAGACGGGCGAAAACGCAGUUCCUACUGGAUGGGUUCAGCCAGCCUAUUAAAAAACGAAGGAGUUUUGUAGCCUUAAAACAUAUGGAAGCUUAUGAGACAUUAUAACGCUAUGCUCUUUUCAUUCUACAUGCGUGUUUUCACGAGAAAUGUUUAAAUCAUUAUCGUAUCAAAUGACUUUACGUUUUGUUAAAUGCUUUUGAAUUUUAG
This is a messenger RNA of Daphnia carinata, 2519 nucleotides long. RefSeq lists its product as uncharacterized. Bases 41 to 2362 code for a protein of 773 amino acids. Gene Ontology annotation, molecular function: structural constituent of chitin-based larval cuticle. Gene Ontology annotation, cellular component: chitin-based extracellular matrix. The transcript has 3 exons. NCBI's taxonomy places the organism in Eukaryota, Metazoa, Arthropoda, Branchiopoda, Diplostraca, Daphniidae. The record is from RefSeq and is a predicted model, not a curated record.